AUGGAGGAGGGUAAGUGCUGUUGUUUUGUUGAUCAGAAUUUUUUUAGAAAAUAAACAUGAAAAUGAAAAGAGGGAGAGAUUAGUAGUAUAAAUUAAUAUAAAAAAUGAUAAACUUAAUUAGUUUGGAGCUAAAUUGAGGUAAUCCACAGCCUCUCUAAUCUCUUAUGUCUCGUUUUGUUUGGAUCGUUAUUGAUUUCACUAUUUUCUACUAUUUAAUUUUAAUACUUACCAUUGAAAAGUUUUAACGAGUAAAGUAAAUUAACCUUGAAACUUGGGAACUGAAAAGAAAUUUUGAAAAAUUUAAAAAAUGCAAUGUGACACUGGCUGAUUAGUGAUGGUUGAAACAGAGUUUAGACCACUGUUAUCGAAUUCUUGUCGCUUAUUCUUGUUUUAAAUGCUAUUUUUAGUCCAGAAAUCGGGACAAGAGUCCCAAUUUUUGUCGAAAACGGGUCCCUCCGACACGCAAAAGUCCCCGGAUUAUGCGAAUCACUAUUCCAAUCUCUGGUCAUGGCGUUCACGACGUUUCCGAGUCGCCAUUAUCCUCGCAUUGGCCUUAUCCGUCGAGGGUUUCAUGAGAUCCAACAUUAAUAUGGCCAUGGUUUGCAUGGUGAAUAAGACCGCCUCAGGCGUUCCAGACCAAGCCAAAACACAUCAAAUCUCCGAGGAAUGCGUAUCUGCAGUGGAUGGAAAGAGGAAUACCUCGGUCUUGGAUCCUGUUAUUAUAUCUGUAAGUAAUCCUUUUUAUAUUACGGUACCCCUUCAGAAUGCAGAUGUAGUGUUGACGAAGAAGGAACAGGCCUAUGUCCUUACUUCCUUCUACUUUGGAGGGCUGUUUAUGGUCAUACCUGGAGGUUAUUUAUGCGAUCGUUUUGGUCCGAAACAACUUGUUUUUAUCGGGGCUGUCAUCAAUGUUGUGGGUACUAUAAUGUCCCCCGAGAUUGUUCGAUAUUUCGGUGCUUGGGCGUUGAUCUUUAUUCGAAUAUUAAUGGGAUGUGGCCAAGUGGUCCUAGUUCCUUGUAUGAAUGUCUUGGUGGCUCGAUGGUUCCCGUUGAAAGAGAAAUCCACUGCCAUUGCUAUUACGACCACUGGUAAUCAAGUAUCAGUUAUUGUGGCACUACUCCUAACUGCAUACCUCUGUCAAUGGACUAUGCUGGGUGGAUGGCCUUCUGCUUUUUAUGUCUAUGGUAAGGGUUAUAAUUUUGACAUGGCUCGCGGGCGGUCCGGUGAGUUGAGCUUAUAGUAAAAAGAUAAACUGUAGUAUUAAAGUUGGAGAAAUGAAGGGAAGAUUUUUUGUAUAUGUAUGUGUCAAAUGACGGUCAAAGUAAACGUCUGGUGAAUUUACAGCCGUUUUUGUCUUUUAUUUUUUUUUGGAGCUUUUGGCUGGCUAGGUAGUACCAAUUUUUGUUAUGUUAGAAUACUGCCAAAGAAAUUUUGAAACGGGCCCCCUCCAGCCCGAGGGCCGAAAGAUCGGUCCGGGAGCCAUGUCUAGUUAUAAAUGGGUUACCAGAAGAAAUUGAAUUACUUUAGCUGUAAUGGGGGUGUUCUUGCUGAUCUCAUGGCUCUAUUAUAUCGAUGAUACUCCCGAGAACCCGCGAUAUUGUCCAGAAGAGGAACUUGAUCUGAUCCGCGCUGAUGGCCAUAUGGCCAAAUUAAAAGGCGAGAAAAUUGUGACGCCCUGGGGCAAGGUUGUGACCUCAUUCAGCGUGUGGGCUAUCGCUUUGUCUUCUUUCAGCCAGAACUUUAUGAAUGUCGGCACGAUUGUGUAUCUCCCUGCUUAUUACGAGAAUAUCCUUGGUCUAAAAUUAAGUCGAGUAAGUAAAAAAAUGAUAUAUCAGUACCUCCUCAGAAUGGAAUAAUGUCAGCUUUACCUUUCGUUGUUCAAUUAAUAACCAAGAUUUUGUUCACUUGGUGGGCGGAUUAUCUCAAAUCCCGAGGAAUAAUGACUCUAAAUGGGGUCACAAAACUGUUCAACUCUUUGGGUAAGACUUGGGUUGCUUUCUCUUCCGAUAUAUUAUAUACUUUUCAAUCUAAAUUUUUGCAAUUUCUAGCCAGUUUUGGCGCCGGGGUCUGCUACAUUUUGAUUGCGUAUUGUGAUUGCAACACUGCAAAUGUGGCCAUUUUCUUGGCAACCAUGGCUGUGGGGUUGUCUUCGGGUUUUAUCCCUGGCUACAACACCAGUGUGGUAUGUGUGGCCCCCAAAUAUACGUCGUCUGUGGCCUCUUUCUCCCGAUUCUUCGCUCAAGUUGCGUCGGUCGCCGCUCCUUACAUGAUAGGACUGGUGGUUGUGGAUGAUACCAAGGAGGAAUGGAAGAUGGCCUUCUUUAUCAUGGCAUUUAUUCUCAUCUCGACUGGAGUCGCCUUUCAGAUCUGGGGGACGGGCAAGUACCAAACAAUUUUUGUAUUGUAAUAUAUUCUUACUCGACGUGCGCUCCUUGCUUAAAAUUCGUCUUGUAUUAUCCUGCAUUUUUGCGUGUUUCUAUUUUUCCUUGAGUUUCUUUUGAUUGUAUUCAGUGCAUGCCUUGUCUGAACUAAUUCUUGGUCUAAUUUCGAAUAAAUUUCAGCCAGUAUCGAGGAAUGGGCGAAACCCCGAAGAUCUCUUGAGGAGACCGAGGCUCAGAAACCUUUGGAAACAUCAAACUGA
Molecule: messenger RNA, 2641 nt
Organism: Bursaphelenchus xylophilus (pine wood nematode)
Lineage: Eukaryota; Metazoa; Nematoda; Chromadorea; Rhabditida; Aphelenchoididae
Source: the annotation of a GenBank genome assembly